AUGGAUUCUGGUGGAACAGCUAAAAAGCUGUCGAACAGCAAGAAACAGCAAGGGGAUAGUCGAAGUGCUAACGAUAGUUUUAUACCACCCUAUGUAUUGGAUCAUGCUUCCCAACGUCUUUUUAUACUUUCAGUGUUUAUUCUUAUACAAUGUUGGAAAGUCUAUGAUAUUAUCUUGAUAAGGACCGAGACUUUAACUACAAACCCGGUUACGUUGACCAAUCUCAAUAAUUUUACCUUCGUGAUAAAAUAUGCCAUAAUAGAUGGGCUGUUCUUAUGGAUUCUUCCCAUCUUGAAUAUUCCAUACCUAACGUUUUCUCCAUUGCUAACAUUACUUCUAACACUUGGAAUGAAUGCUAUUACAUUUGUUCUUGCUAGUAACGCAGCAAUUCCUCUUUUUGCCAACUUAAUUCUACCAUUCUGGAAAUACAUCUUCAAUAAGAAAGAAUUGACCAUCAUCGGUGAUUCUGUAUCUCCCACAAACGUCAUCGAUAUGAAUUCUCAUUUUAAAGGUAAAUAUACUAUUCAAUACUUGCCUGAUUCAUCUGCUCAUUUCAAUCCAUUCCAUUUCGAUAAACUAUGCUUGGAUACCAAUCACCCAGCUCCAAUAAUGAUGCCAAUAGAAUUUAAUACCACUACUGAUAUUGGGUUUUUACAAAUAGAACAUAUAACUCCUGAAAAUGAGAUUCAUCAUGUGAAUUAUAUAAAAAAUGAUUUAAACAAAUUGUUGAAAAAAGAUACAAGUCAUUUAAGAAAACAUUCUGGUUUUAUCAGUACUGACAAAAGAGUAUUUUAUACCGAAGUUCCAAUACUGGCUCCUGGAAAAUACAGAAUAAGCAAAGUCACUGAUUUAAAAGGUACAGUCAUUCGUUCUUUCAAAUCAGACUUUCUCAUAGCGAGAUGCCCCAAUUCAGAAUUCGUCUACCCCUUCCCUAAUAAAAAGAGCUAUAAGUGUGUUGGGGAUCCAGACAUUGAAGAUAAUGAUUUAAAUUUACCUUUGGUUAAAGUUUCUGGUGUUGCCCCAUUGAAUGUUGAGUUUGAUGCUAAGUUGACUGAUGGAACCUUAUUCAAAUUUCAUAAAACUGUUGAAACUGAAAAGCAAACUAAUACUGAACUAGAUCUAAUUCGGACCGAAACUCUCACUCGUAAUUUGGUCGAGCAAGAAUUAUUAUGGAACCCAUUAAUUCUUUCGACGAAAAAUACAGGUAAAGUUGGCAUUCAAAUUAGGGCAAUUACCGAUCAUUUAGGUAAUUCUAAAAGAUAUAACCCACUUUCUGAGGAUAAUGAUUUAUGGUUUGAAAUUGACUUAAGACCAGUACAACCUAUAAGACUUGUAGACACAAGUGCAAGCAAAGCGUUGUUGGUAAAUUCUUCAAAAACUUUGAAUCUAGAUUAUCUGGCUUAUGAUGGCGAUUUCCCUUUGACUGUCAAUAUAUCCUAUACAAGUAACGAAAAUUCGCUAUUAGAUCAUACUUUUAAAAGAGAAUUUAAAAAUGUACAAGAGUUAAGAAAGGGUAUUGAAGUAAGUAAAGAGGGAAGAUAUCAAUUAGUUGAGGCAUUCAAUAAAUUUUGUCCAUGCAAGGCUGAUCCAACUGCAAUUGAUCUUGUUUUAGCUGGCCCACCACAAGUAGAUAUAAUGGCAGAACCUAUCCUCGAUAAAUGUGUUGGUCUGAUUGGUUAUAAGUUUGAUUUCGAUUUCGAAGGCUCCGCUCCAUUUCUGGUCCAAUAUCAAGUAUUCAAGAAUAUUUCUGGUGGAACUUUAAAGCCUAUACUCAAUGAGCAUGGCCUUACGACUAGGGUUAUCAAAUCUUCUCUGAAACAUUAUAACUUUGAAUAUAAACCUCGUGUUGAAGGUGAGUAUGUUAUUAUUUUCAAGAAUAUCAAAGACGUUAAUUAUAAUAAACAACCAAUCCCUCUUGACGAGAAGAAACAUACAUACCUGACCUAUUUCAAACAAAGAUCGUCGGCAUCAUUUUUUGAAAAUGGUGGUAAGUCUAAAACUUUAUCUACCUGCUUCAAUAGUUCUGCUACGGUACCUUUGUAUUUCACUGGAAAUCUGCCUUUUUCUUUUUCUUAUGAUGUUGUCAAUGUUCAAUCGAAAGAAAAGGCUGUCUCUAAUCAAAAAGUUACAAAUUGGUUUGAUAGUAUUUAUAAUAUUGAGUUACCAUCGUUCAAAAAAGGCGGUACUUAUUCUAUUGUUUUGAAAGAUGCGGUUGAUUCAAUGGGUUGUAAUGCUGAAUUUGACACUGAAGAAUCAAUUUAUGUGAGAACAAGAUCAGACAUACCAGAAAUAUCCUUUGAUAAAGGAUCCAGAGAUUUCAGAAUUAUUGAAGGUGACUCAGUCAAAAUACCGUUAUCACUCAAGUCCUCAAUUGGUAUGUCUUCCAGUGAUCAAUUGAAUUACACAAUUACUGAUUUGUUUGAUAGCAGCAUAUCCAAAUCAAGAAAGCUCACUAAUUUGAAUAAUUUUGUUGUUAGAGAUACUGGUAUAUAUAAACUCACUUCGUUGAUGAAUGGUGGUUGCAGUGGUAAAAUCAGUGAUGAAGAAGAAGUUCGAGUAAGCUUUUACCCUAGACCUAAUCUUACUGUAUCUGCACUUCCAGAAACAGUUUUGAAACAACACCUGGAGGAAAAUUUUGCUUCGGUACAUUUGAAGCGUGUUUGUCAAUACCGUGAAAAUAGAGUCCAAUUGAAUCUCCAGGGGUCAGCCCCAUUUAUCGUUGAUUACGACAUUAAAUUUCCUGGCGGUAAGGUCGAGACGAAAAGUUUAAGUGCUGAUUCGAAUAACAUUGAUUUUGACUUGCCAACAAGUCAAAGUGGAGACUAUGAAGUCGUUUUCAAAGGUGUCUAUGAUAAAUUGUAUACCAAAUCUAGGAUUUUGAGACUUGGGGAAUCUAAAGGAUUGAGCCCUGUUGUGAGGUAUGAUAUUUCCCCAUUACCUAAUGCCAUUUUCCCUAAGUCAUCUAACUUUGUCCAAAUAUGUGAGACUGCUUUGAAAACUAAGAAAUCAUCAAUACCUGCAAUACCAGUUGAAUUCUCUGGAGAAUAUCCUUUCACGAUAAAAGCAUCUUUCAAACAAGGAUUGAAUGGUAAAAGUCAAAAGUUUAUGAUCGAAAACAUCGAUGAACCUUAUUUGCAUUUAUCAAAUGCGUUGGGUUCAAACAAACGAAGUUUAGACAUUGAGAAAGAUCUUCAUGUAGGUGAACACUUGAUCACUUUACAUGAGGUCCAAGAUGCAAAUGGCUGUAAAAAGAAAGAUUUAACCUCCAAUAAUAGAUAUGCUAUUGCUGUAACUGAGGCACCAAACAUAUCAAAACAACAACCAAAUAAACCUUACUAUUGUGUGGGUGACCACAUUUCCUAUAAUAUGAGUGGGGUUUCUCCAUUCACUGUUUUUUAUUCUUUCAAUGGAAAAUCACAAAGAGCAGAACUGUCUCAUAGAUUCUACCGAUUAGCUUCGAAACCUGGUGUCCUUACAAUCAAUGGUUUGCGAGAUUCGUCUGUGAAUAAAUGCUCGGUUAAUUUCACUGAAGGCACCUCACAAUAUGAAUCAUUGAAGUUGGAUGUUUAUGACCUUCCAUCAGUGGAAGUAAGUCAAGGUGAAAAUAUAAUCCGUAACCUUCAUGAAGGUGACCAGACUGAAAUCAAGUUCACAUUCACCGGAACCCCACCAUUUUACUUGAAAUACAUCAGAACUAUAGAGAAUAUCGAUCAAAAUUCCAAGAGGAAGCAUUUAUCUAAACAUAGAAAGCAAAAGAAUAAAGUUUUAGAAACCAAAGUGGUUGAAGGAAUUUGGGACCAUGAGUAUACAGUCUAUGCAAACUUAGAAGGUACCUAUGAAGCUAUUGAGGUCAGGGAUGCAUAUUGCAGAGCAAAGAGAGAUGAUAUUGAAGUUCCUGUCAAUUGA
Messenger RNA from Hyphopichia burtonii NRRL Y-1933, 3906 nucleotides. RefSeq names its product Pom152p (gene POM152). Gene Ontology annotation, molecular function: structural constituent of nuclear pore. The transcript has a single exon. Bases 1 to 3906 code for a protein of 1301 amino acids. The record is from RefSeq and is a predicted model, not a curated record. Gene Ontology annotation, cellular component: nuclear pore transmembrane ring. NCBI's taxonomy places the organism in Eukaryota, Fungi, Ascomycota, Pichiomycetes, Serinales, Debaryomycetaceae. Gene Ontology annotation, biological process: nuclear pore organization; protein import into nucleus.